CCUGGCAGCAGCAUCAGUCAUUGCUCGCUCCCAGCAGGACACACAAGCAGCAAUGAGGAUCCUGGUGUGCGUGUACCUGUGCGGUCUGGCCCUGUCAGUCCUGGCUGAGGAGAAGCAGGUGAAGGAGAAGCGAGGACUCACCGGCUCUCUGGGAGGCUAUGGAGGUGGCUUCAGUGGAGGCUACGGAGGCGGCUAUGGUGGUGGCUUUGGAGGCGGCUAUGGAGGUGGUUACGGAGGCGGCUACGGAGGCGGCUACGCUGGUGGACUCGGCGGCGGACUUGGAGGCGGCAUUGGGGCUGGCAUCGGUGGUGGAGCACCGCAGGUGACUGUCAACAGAGUCCCCGUCCCUGUCCCAGUGCCUGUGGAGAAUACCAUCCCGGUUCCAGUGCGCGUCCCAGUCACUGUCCCUGUGGAGCGGCCUGUUCCCGUCCACGUACCGCAGCCAUACCCUGUCCCCGUAGACAACCCUGUGCCCGUCCCCGUCAAGGUCCCCACCCCAGUGUCUGUCCCAGUACCUCAGCCCUACGUCGUUAAGCGUCCAGUGCCCUACGUUGUCAGCGCUGGCCACGGCGGCUUCGGCGGAGGUCUCGGCGGUGGUCUCGGAGGAGGCCUGGGCGGUGGUCUUGGAGGAGGCCUCGGAGGCAAAUUCGGCGGAGGCUACGGCGGCGGCUUCGGUGGAAGCUACGGCGGUAGCUUUGGAGGACUUGGGGGCUACGGAAAAUACGGCCACUGAAACCUAUGGCUGAGCCCAACACCUUGACCUGUACACGCUACCAGGACGUGUCCUGCAUACAUGAAAUGUAAAACAGAAAUAAACUGAUUUGUAUAAA
Molecule: messenger RNA, 830 nt
Organism: Schistocerca piceifrons (Central American locust)
Lineage: Eukaryota; Metazoa; Arthropoda; Insecta; Orthoptera; Acrididae
Product: glycine-rich cell wall structural protein-like
Exons: 2
Coding region: 53-733 (226 amino acids)
Source: RefSeq, a predicted model, not a curated record